UGACAUUAUGUUUAUCAGUUCUAGGGCCGUAUAUGCAAUCAUUCUCCGGAGGCCCUCUAAAAGUUAGAAAUCCUUUCACUUAAAUAAAGAAUCUCCUUUGUUUCUAUUGUUCUAAAACAAUGGUUCCUUACCAAUAAUUCCAUCAUUCCUACAAUACUGGUCGGUUCCCUUUCAAGCUUGCUUUGUUAUCUCAUAACUGAGAAUGCCAUUUUAUGCAGCUUCCCCUCAAAUCAAAAUUUUUCCUCAGUCGUUGCCCUCAAGACUCCAAGCUUGCUCACAACAGAAGAAACAUUUAGAGGUAUUGUAGCCUGAUUGAUGAAUGUCUUUCGCUAGGUUAUCUAUAGACCUUACCGUUCUCUCCACUCUUAACAGAGUGCCAUUCUUUUUAAAGACUCGUUUUAAGUAUUCUUAACCAUUCAUAAUGACUUGCCAUUCUAAAUAACCCAUUCUAUAGCUUAGGCCCUUAUGCUAUCGGUAACGAACGUUCUUCUGUCUAUAUUAUCAGUGCCUUUCCUAAAGCCAAGCUCUGUUCGUUGAGCAUUUUCUGUUGUCAUGAAUGCAAAUCGCGGGCCACAGCUCAGUGCUCAGCGAAGCUCCUUGCGUACACUGCACAUCAAAGUAAGCAUACGUUAAGAAGAUUCAAGGUUGGAACCCGUUAUAAACGUACGCUGAAAAGAUUCAAAUCAAUCGGCAAACAGGAAAAGGUCUUUGAAUAACCGAGGCGACCCCCAUCUUUGACUCAUGGAUCAUGCGCAUGGAACUUGAUCAUUAUUACGCAUGCUCUUUUUCUCCAAGACGGGGGCUGCCUUGCACGUGAGCAGCCUCGCUUGUAAGUUGCUACUUUGUGUCUGACACAUAAUGCGACAAACAAGCUUGUAUUAUUACAACCCAACAUCAAGAGUAAAAAGUGAUGGGCCUUUCAUUCCUCUAAGAUUGUCUCGGAAGACGUCAUCCUUUCCAACAAUCUCGUCUUGAGAUUGUCGUGAGUUCGUUCUUACUUCGUUUGUCUUUAGCUACUAUGUAAAAAAUUGAAGGUAAAUAAACCUCCUUGUCCCCAAAGCUACCCCUUCUAUUCUUGUCCAACAUCGACUAAGUACCAUUGGUUUAUAUGCAACCAGAGAUUGCAAUGUUGCGUUAUCGGAUCGCCUUCUGUUUUUUUCAAGUUUUCAGCUGGAGAAGCCUCUGCUUGGUUCUAGCCUCAGUUUAGGGAUACUACAGGAAAUGUGAAAAGGAGGCUAAACCGGUUCUUUAGAAAAGAUCACGCAGGUUGUCCCGCUAUUCAACUGUAACUGUAAUGGAACCUGUUAAGAGGCUAGCAUUUCCAAUCUAGCUACCUUAAUCGGUAUCUAAAGAUCACCUGGUGCUUUCGUGGUUGACUGGGCACGAAAAUUUGUCAGUUGCUUUGAGUCCUCCAUUUUGAAGUCGCGGUAAAUGAAAGCUUUUUGUAUCCUUCCAAGAUUUUGAUAUAUUUUGCGGAGCUUAACAAUAAUCUCGGUUACUGCAAUGGAAUUUUCCCCUGGAUAGUGGCGCGUGUGUCGGAUCCAAAAUGGAGGACAUUUUAGAAGAAAUUUCGAGAGACUCGACAUCAGCAAGGCUGAAACACUUGAAAGAAGCUUGCGUCACUGCUAACGAUUACUUAUACGAAUCAAAGAAUGGGAAAUCAAGGUUGGAACCGCAUGAACUAAGGCAACAAUGUUUGCUUCCAUUCAAAUUCGCCCUCGAAUCGCGGUCUGCAAAAUUGUCAACACUUGCACUAACAGGCUUACAGAAACUAAUGUCAGAUGACAGGUUUCGCUCCACCGGCGAGGAAGGGAUUGACUACCAACUCCCUGUUCAGUUCUUAAACACGAUUAUAGCCACACCAACGUUUUCUGAUGAUAUCCAAAUGGAAAUAAUGAAGCUGUUAUUGAUCAUUACCUGUUCUGCAUCAUGUGAAAUUCAUGGUGAAUAUUUGAUCGACAUUGCAGAGAUAUGCCUAGAAACAUUUAUCCGCUCGCAUCAAAGUGCAACAAAGGCAGCAUGCAGAGCUACUCUUACUCAAAUGCUUACCUCUGUAUGCCAAAGACUACAAGACAGCUUGGUGCCCAAGGGACCGGAAUCAGAAUCUAGAUUAAAAAAAAAGGAGCUAAUUUUGACCGAUGCUAGCAAAGUGCUUAGCCAAGACACUGUACUGCUGCUCAAACAUUUCAGCACUGGAAUUCAAAAUGCAAAUAGUGGGUCGCAACCUGGCCUCGCAUUGCCGCUGUAUCUCGAGGCAGUCCAAGUUAUGUUAUGUAAGCUUUCGACAGCUGUGCAGCAAGACAAAGAAUUCAUCAACGUAAUUUGGCAAGACCUAAGCCCAGCUCUGGUGCAGCUUCUUGGCUCUCCAUUAUCAGAUGUUGGCAAGAAAGGUAAACAACUGGGCUCUGCGUUUACUGACGAUGGUCGAGGGGUGCGUGGACCAGGAAAGAAUCUUACCCAAAUGUCGAUAGCUAAAAGUGUAUAUAACAUCGCUGGUGAGCUUGUACGCCUUAUCGGUCCAUUGGCAUCGCUUAGAUCUACUCUAGAAGCACUGUUCCAUCGAAUUAUCUUGUAUCCACCACCGCAACAUCGGAUGGACGCCCUACGAGUCAUCAAAGAGCUGCUUUGCAAUCCGCAGAGAGUACUUGAUCUCGCAGGACCAACGCAGAAUGACCGCGAACCAGGGAGUCCUGAGUCUCCUACUGAACAGAAAAAAUCAGACCUUGAUCUGUUUAAACUAAUCAUGGAUGGCAUCCAAGAGGCAUCGCACUGUAAUGAAGGGUCAGUUUGUAGUGCCAGUGUUGCGUGCACCGUUGCUUUGCUAGGCACGCUAGAAGAGCUGAGUCGUGGAGCUGGUCUUUCAGCUGAUCACAUUGAAGCCAUGGAGAGGAUGACCGAACCUGAUAAUUGGAUGGAGAUGUACAACACUAGUCAAGAUGAUAAUGCGGCUUCGGCGAGACAACCAGCUUUGAUCAGUGGAAACCUGGAAGAUACUGACGAAGAAGAAGAAGAUGAGGAGGGACACCGGAAAAUGAAGCCGAAACACAUCAGAUGGCAAUUGGAAGACGAAAAGGACACUUCUGAUAGCGAAGAAGAACAUGUGUAUAAUGGGCCUAAGACAGUGAGGUGGGCCCCUGAAAACGAGGAACUCGAGACUUCACGAACUUCGCUCAAGGAUGUCCAAAAGCAGAAGCGUCGUUUAAGUUUAUUUUGUAAUUUUUCCGGCCAUUUUUCAGGCUCUCGAAAAACUGGUAUACCACGCUCAACACGUUCUGGUGCAUAUGCUGACAUCAAACCUCGUACUGACACAGGACUUAGGGCUCCAAAAGGAGGCAUUUCAAACCGCACACUGUCAAGGCGACAAUCGCAUGUCAAGGAUCUUUUUCAUGGCGCUGCGGAGAGCAAGCUUCAUCGGUCCUCCUCAGCCAUUGAUAUACGGCCAAGAAAAACUCGCCAUCCUAUGUCAGUCCCCAAUUAUCCUUUAAGAAGAACCAAAUCGUUAGGCGAUAUAUUUGCUCGUUACACGAGAAACAAAGGGCCUAAAAUUGAUGUCGAUUAUGAGUUUUUUGAUGAUGCUGUUCGCAGUCGUAUGAAAACUGGACGGAGUGGGAUGAAGCGGCCAAGAACGAGUCUAGGUUUUCCACGAUUAUCAAUCGAUGUUACCCGUGGUGGUGGCAAAUUCUUCCAAUCUCCGAUUAACAGACCAGAGAGGAAGGAUGCCUCAGAUAAAGAUCCUAACUUCAGAACACUACGCCCUAUUCUCAGGAGGUCUAGAUCCCUUAACGAAAGUGAUAGACCACAACAUUUGAACACUGACGACGUUUCAAAGGGGGAGCCUGAAGCAAAGCAAUCAGAAACUGAUAUGAAAAAGGCUGCAAAAUUGGAAACGCCAAAGUCACCGAGCAAAGAGACCACAAUUAAUGGCAUACCCCUCAGUAAAUUGUCUAAACAGGGCACAAAAGCUACUAGCAAAGGCGGCAAAUUGGGAAACGGCAAAGUUGAAGAGGCCGAGAAGAAGACGAUUGAAGAAGAUGAAAAGGAGGGAGCCCGGAAUUUUGCACGCUGUUUGUUGGGGAUUUUGCCGUCGGUUUUGUCUUUGACUGAGCCACAGGCAGUGGACGAGGCACUUCAGCAGUUUGCAUCGGAUGUUUGUGAAGCUGUUUGCUGUAUGGCAUUGAAGAGGAAGAAUGUCCCUAAUUUUGGCACAUUGAUGCGACAUUUUGAAGAGGAAGAUGAACAGGAAUAUGGUGACCCGUUAUUAAAUGCUGAUGGAGUCUACCUUACUGUGCUUGAGACUCUCUCAUUGAAUUACAGGCUGAAUAAAAUCGGUUAUUACAAGAAAAAGAGUGUCGACCCUGUCAUAAGCCAGGAAGCAUUUGUCUCCAGCAUUUUGAACAACAGCAUCGAAGUUCGUCUAUCAAAAGUUUGGUUAUCCGAAGUUUAUCGCCUGGUUACAACGUAUGACAUCCUGUCCAAAGCUGGGUUUAACCAGGAGUCUUCAGAGACAAAUAGAGCUCUGAUUUGCAUUUUGUCAGAGAGCUUUUAUUCCAGCUCUUCUAACCCUCCUGGAAGAGUUAGUGAUACCGAAAAAGAGACAAAAUUAUCUUCGAAUCAAGUCAGCUCCGAUUGCCAAUCACCGGCUGUCAGAGAGGGAAUCAAAUUCGCACGAAAACUGCUGCUAGCUACAUGGGACCCCGUUCUAGAAAUUCUUGGCCUACCCCUAGAUACUUCAACUAAAAUCAUCGCAGGGAACGGCAGUAUUGGUAUGGCGCUAAUGUUAGGAAAUGAGGGCAUCAAGGAAAACAUUUUCAAAGAGCGAGAUAUGAUUUGCCUCAGCCUAGACGGGUUCCGCAGAGCAGCACGAUUAUGCUGUACACUUGGUAUUCAAGCAAGAUGCGAGACAGUUCUGGGAAGGCUUGCUGAAGCAUCGUGCGGGGAUCAAAUAAACGAGCGAAAACUCAAGUCAAUGAGCCAAGCUGGGCCGCUGCGCUUGCACGCUGCGCACGUACUCAGUAUGGAUGCUCUACUUGCAGCUGGACUGGAACUUGGUUCCCAUGCCCCUAAGUGUUGGUCACAUGUUUUCAGAUGUUGCCUCUACAUUUCUCAUCUCGAACAUGCCCAUUUCAACUCAAGUGAAACGUCAUCGGUCGCCUCACUUUCACUGCCUCUUAACCCUGUGAGCGACUUCUCUCCCGUAUCAGAAUCGUCUAACAUAUCUGAGGACAACGUUUCAGUUGAUGGAGUCGACCCAAAUGGGGUUUCGAAAGGAUCCACUCCAUAUAAUGGUGUUCUAUCGCCAGAAGACGCAUCAAGGGCUGUGUACGCUUUGUCUUCGGCCGUCGAUAACUUAUUCGAAACUGCGUCGAAUACGCUGAGCAUAAACGCCUUGCUGGAGUUUCUCAAGGCUUUAAUAGCUGCCUCGCAGAAGCAGCUUUUUGAUAAAUCGAAAGACCGGAGAAAUCCGCAGGAAGCUCAGAAUGGCUACGAGGUGUUUCAAAGUUAUAUUCCAAUGAACACUCUCCAUCUUUAUCAUAUUUGUGACGUCAUGCUUAGAUGUGCAAGAAACUCAAAUAGGACUUUACUACAUAUAAUGAAAGCAUGGAACCUUGUUUCUCCACACUUGGUUGAGGCCGCCUGUCAUCGUGGACGUCACAUUUCCAAGGUAGCUUUAACAUCAACACAUGACAUCCUCAGCGAAGUUCUUAAGCGAAGAAACGAAUCGACGCAUUUCUGGUUCCAUGAUCUUCUGUUUAAGCCGUUUGAAAGUCUCCUUUCCUUUGAAGUCUACGAUGAAGACAUUCAGGACCAAGUUUUAUACACAAUUUACGAGCUCGUAGAAGGCUUCAGUGGAUCAAUAAAGUCAGGCUGGUGUUCACUUUUUGGAGCCCUCCGGAACACACAGAUUCACAGCAGGAGAUUAAGCGAUGGUUUUGAUGAUACGAACCAAAGACAGGCUCUUCUCUUCAAUAUCAUUGACAACUUCAUCAACAUAAAAAGCACUGCAGUGUUUGCUGCAGCUGCCAUCGACUGUAUCCUGUGCCUGUUGAAAUUCCUUCGUGGUAGUGACAGCAGCCAUUUAGAGACAACUGAUGACAGCAAAAGUGACAUUGACAGCAUUGUUAGUGACAUUCCAACGUACGACCUUUGUAUUCCAGCACUGACUGCUUUGUCAAAUAUUUCUAAGCGAUUGGCAUCUGUCUAUUUACAACCAUCCAGUGCAAUUUUCCAUGGAUCAUACUCUAUCGUGUUGGUUGAUUUGAGCCAAGCACACGACAAAGUAUGGGAUGAUAACUGGUCAAAUGCCUCUGGCAGCUCUGUAGGCUCUGACUCAGAACUCAAAGGGUUCUCCUCUACCGCCAAAUCAAUCACUGCUAUUGAUGACACAGGGAUACUGCGAGUCUGGUUCUUACUUCUCGAAGGCUUGACAAGUGCUGUUGGGACAUGUCCAAGGCGAUUUCAAGCCCAGACGAUUGAUCUCCUAUUCGAAAUUCUACGUUCAAUUUCCACUGUUCCUGGUCCGCAUUUUUCGAUGUUCGCAAUAACCCACUUACUUUUGCCAAUGCUACAGUCUUGGGUUCAAAAAAGCGCCAAACACCGUCAUCAUUUUGAGAGCACAUUCAACAACUUCAAACAUGCCUGUGGCCAGGCUACCCAACUGGUUGUUGAAGAAAUGAGACAUUUCCUCAGUGUAGAAGGUGCAAGCGAAUGUGUUCCUACCAUGGUAAAACUCCUUCUUGACCUGUUCAUCGAGUGUGUAGGACAGCCUUUUGAAGCCAUUGCAAGACUAGGGUGCUCAUGUUUAAGGCAUUUGCUGUUAUCUGCUGGUCCGCAAUUCUCAGAAGAGCUUUGGCAUAACGUAUGCAAAGGAAUUGAGCAAAUAUUUAAUGCAACACUGGCGAAUCUGAAGGAGCUCAUAGUUUGUUUUCAGCCCGGGAGUCUAAGUGUAAAUGGAGAUAAUGGAAUGCAUGUGAAGGUAGUUGCGCGCAAAGAUUCUCCUCCGCAUGAAGCUGCCAGGUUUUUACAGAUUGCUGAGCAGGUUUUCUUGCUGGAGUCACAGAUUGGAAUGGCAACACCCAAGAAUUUCUCAGAGAACAGCACUGAAGAUGACGACUGCAGGUCCUUUAUUUUCGUACUCAGCCUAAAUGAAGCAAAGGACAAGCCGGAAACAGCAAAAACAAGGAUCCCAUUCAAAUCGAUUAUGAUUGGUCUGUUGGCAAAUCAAAUCCUGGUUCACACAUUAGGAUCCAUUUUACUUGAGAAUUCCGAUUCCAGCAGUUUGUUUACCAACACAGUCCUGGCAUCCAUUACUGAUUCCGGUUUGGUGAAAAGAAACCCGGAUGAUUCAAGUGAAAGUCCGCUGCCGGGCCUGCUGUGUUACCUUUCACCUGCGAAUCUCUCAAUCCUAUUUGAUUGCCUACUUGAAACAAACCGGGUUGCACAUGAUUUUAACACAAGACCCGGAUUGAAAGCGCUUUUUCAGAAACUAGGGAAGCUCCCGGCGCCAGCUAAUUUGUUGCGACAGUCAAUUACAUCAUACGCAUAUUAUCUGAAUACAUUGUUUCAAAUUUCACGACACGAUGGUGAGAGUUUCUCGAUAUCGCAUAUAAAACGGAUACUGACCGGAGAAAAGUCUGCUAUGGAUUCAGCACCGGAUACUCGUAAAACCGGGAAAGAAGACACCGGGCUACCACCUUUAGAUAAACACAAAGAUUUGUUAAAAGGUGGCAGAAAUAUAGACUGGAUUGUUCAUCGUCUUCAUGAAGCUUGCAAUCAACUGAGCAGCACUUACAUUAAACUUCAUGCAUCGGAUAUAGUUGAGCAAGAUUCCGGAUUCGACUCACUCUCAACCUCCUUUUCUACGCCUAUAUCGAGUCCAUUCAAAGGACAUGUACAUCCACACGAUACGUCGUCUCAGGAAAGUCUUGACAUAAUGAGAAUCGGCAAGCAAAUGGAGAUCUCAGGAAAAGAGUAUUCUCCUUUUAGGUUUCCACGAUUGCGAAAAGAUGACGAUGGCAGGUUUUCUGAACAGGACAGUAGAGAAUCGAUUCAUUUGAAUAAGCAACAGCAACAACAAAUGCUGCGCAGACGAGAGGAUGAAAUUGUGCACUUGAAUGCGUGGGCGCAGCUUGUUAUAAACAUUCUAGAGCUGCUUCUUGCUUUGCCUACGUUGCAGUUUAAGUCGGUUCUUCCCGCCGUUUUUCCGUCUGUUACCUCACUCAUAACAACUGUUUGGGACCCAAGAGUGCGACAACUUGUGUGCAAUGUUGUACGACGAUGUGGUGCCAUUUAUGGCAUUGUUUGAAACAAGAAAUUCGAAUUGUAAAUUGACCGUCAUAUGUUCCUACGGUAGAAUGUCGCAACUGGAUAGAUUGGGAAGUAAGACAAUUACUUACAGUUUUCCAAAAAGUGCUUUUUUGAAAGAUUGAUGCUCUUCCUCCCCCACCCAGAGCGUUUAAAUAUCCACACACAACGGACGUCGAAGCGAUACAGAACUUCAGUAACCCACCCCAGAGGGUUACCCACAAGCAAAAUCCCAGAAGCCACUACGGAAACUUCUAACAGAUGGAGGAUAUUUCACAUCAUUCGAUACACGUGAUAAAUUCUUUUAAUUAGAAAUUAUUUAAUGAUCAAGUUGAAGUAAAAUUCUUUAAAACUCAUUUUAAAAUUGGCCAGCUAAUUCUGUACAAAGUGGACGUUUCUGGAUUCAAAGGAAGAGACCAAUAAAUGCGCAUUUAUGGUUGCACUUGUGAUAGAUUCUUUGCCUUCAAUCGUUCCGCAAGUAAAUGUUCUUUUCAGAUUCGCAAAUCAGUUUUUGCGAGUGCGUCUCUCAUUUUCAGAUUGAAAAUACAAGAUUGUUUCCUAAAGAAAAGUCCUCUCAAGGUAGGUUUUCCGGGAUAUAAUGGAAAAAAAAGAAAUGAUAAACUGGAAGCCUAAUCGUGUCUUAUUAAAAAACCCGCUUAAAGAAUGAGGUCCUUUAACUAGAAAUAAAAUAUCAAAGGUUCGAUUGAUCUGUUAGAAACUUUAACUAAUUUGUUCUGAGAAGAAUUGUAUCUUCUCUGAGACUUCAUUAUUGUACAAUAUAUAGAUUUGAUGUCUAUUGCCUAUAUUAUUAAUAAAGAAAUAUUUUGAAAUCUAUUGUACAUAAGAUGAAAAUUGAGUAAAAUAUAUAGUACUGAACAAAUUAUGUCUUAUUUCUAGCUAUUUUCUGUGAUCUUACAUUCCUAGAACGAAAUAGUUUGACAAGAUUUCUUGCAUA
Messenger RNA from Rhopilema esculentum, 9256 nucleotides. The record is from RefSeq and is a predicted model, not a curated record. Lineage: Eukaryota; Metazoa; Cnidaria; Scyphozoa; Rhizostomeae; Rhizostomatidae.